CUCCCCUGCCCUCUCUAUAUGUGGCGCAGAAGCAGCUCAAGGAAUCUGCUCCAAAUGUUUUCCAUAUUAGUUCAGACCGUCUGAUCCCAAAUAGCAGCGGAGUCUGACUCCGGCUGCAGAGAUCCUCCGGGGGGGCCGGGCCAUCAGGAGGGACAGCGAGAAACGGAGGGAAGCGGGAGCCCGGGGUAGAGCGCGCGGAAGCAAGAUGGGGAUGGAGGGGUCUGCCAGCGACGAGAGCGACGGCGAGAAGGACGGCCGCACAUGCUUGGGCUGUCGUUUCCCCCUGAUCAUCGCCACACUGCAGCUGGUUUUGAGUGUCACUAUUAUGACGGUGGCUUUCGUCAUGGUGUUCAUCAGCCCCUCUCUGAUGGCCAGGGAGACGCCCUACUGGGCCGGGAUCAUCGUCUUCCUGGUGUCCAUAUUAGGGUUUGUGCUGUGCUGCAUCACAUACCUGCCGGAUGAGAGGACAUCCAUGCAGUUUAUUGUUAAGGUCUCAUACUUCCUGCUUUGCACGCUGGGCCUGAUUCUCUCCAUCCUGGUAAUCGCCUUCUCAAGCCAUCACUACACCCUGAUCAAUGGCUUCAGCUGCCAGGAAAAGGGUGAGGACUGCUCCUGCACCCAUGACCCCGAGGACCCCAUCGCCCGCACCUUCCUGUACGCCAACGUCAGCGACUGUUCCGCCAUCACCGGCACCCUCAAGAUCUACUUUCUGCUCCAGAUCAUGCUCAAUGUGGCACAGGCUUUGGUGUGUCUGUCGGGGGCCUUAAUCAUGUGGAUGCACAGGUACCAGAUGUUCUUCGCGGGCCUGCAGAUUGGCUCCCCAUCUCCCCGCCAGUGGAAGAAGGUUAACCAUCCCUAGUUUCCAAAGGGCGCCCUGCUGUGACACCUUGCAUCGUCAGGGUGGGAAACCCCACACAAGCAAUUGUAAACCUAAAGUUUUGGUACAAGGGAAGGGAUGAUUUUCUACAUUUUUUACAGCUUUUUAUAACAUAUCGGCUUUCUUUAUAUAGAGCUUUUGGCCUUAAAAACAUUUUCUUUUUUUGUAACAAAGGGAGUGAAAAGGCAAACGUAUAAACUUGCAAAACUCUUGUAAUUCUCACUUGCAUUUCCAUGAGACGUGUGGACGCGGUCCUUCAUUUUCAUCACAGACGAUGUAUAAGACAAAUUGUCAAUUUGCUUCUGCAGAAAUGCUAACCCUUAUUGUCCCUGGAUUUCUUAUUGUAAAACAUUUUCUAACGCUAAUUCUAAGUAUACUACAGAAAUAUUUUCUCUCUAAGGUAACAUGCAACGUGGAGAGUUUGCAUGUUCUCCCCAUGUCGCAAAGAUCUCCCGCUGCAGUUCAAAGACAUGCAUUUACGCUAAAUUGCCCUUAGUGCCUGGCAUCCAGUACAGGGUGUAUCUCCAGCUUGUGCCCUCUGCUGCCUGGAAAAGACCUCAGGCCCUUUACCUUACUAAAGAGAUGCAAAUAAAAGAUGGACGGACAUAAUUUGCUUUUAAUUUACUUUGGUUUGGAAAGAGUCACAACAAAGACUCACAGAUUAGCCAAACAUGUUUGUCUGAGUCAACAGAGUCUUACUGGAGAUAGGAAUAUAGAUUAGAUAGUCAAGCGGGUAUAAUGAUUAGUUACGGAAAGUAACUCCAACACAUUCCGCAAAGAAAUAUUUGAACUCCGAAAACCUGAAAAGCUGCCAGUUGUCCCGUGCCGGAAAGUCACAAGCGUAAAUUACUGCAGGAAUGCGACAAGCUGGCCAAGUAACUGUGAGUGUGCCCCUGCAGCUUCCCAUGCCAGGAACUGCAUUACUGGCCGAACUGUGAGCUGAAUAAAUCCGAAUGUAUUGCAAAUCAGUCCAGACAGCUUGGAAGUGAAGGCUGUACAUUCUGAGAAAGUAAUGCCAACAAAUGGAGACGCUCGCGCUUAAUUCGUGCCGUUUAAUUAAGCUGGCGUAAUAGCCCAGUCUGGGAACAACAUACCUCCAUAUAGAGCGUAAAUGGAUCCUACGUUUAAUUGCAACUACAGCAGUCAAGUUAUAGUGGAUGUAACUCUAUCCUUUAUAAAUUUAAAGGGAAAUUUGUGCUUCAUCGAAAUCAAAAUGUUUUGAUAUUUGUUUUUUUUUGUUCUUUUACUUCGUUUGCCAUUUCUCUUAUUAUUUUACUGUUCCUCCCUACUGCCUGGAUUCCAUCACAUCACAGUUCACGGCACGGAUUCCAGUGUGAAAGAAAGGAAUUUAAAUGCGUGAGGUGAAGGCGCUCCUAAUCCAUUCCCACCCCCCCGUCAUGUGCCUUCCUUUGGCGGAGGGGUGGUUUGGCGGGCAGGGCGCCUGGCAUGGGGCCCAGUCGCUCCACACGGCCCACUGGCUACGCCCGGAGCAGUCCCGUGAAAUCCAUCCCCCAGAGAGGAGGGGAAAAGAAAAAAAAAAAACAGGAAGUGAGCUGCUUCUCCCACAUCCAGUAAAACACUCUAGCCACAGAGGGUUUGGAUUCUGUGUGAAGGCGUGGGGGGGGGGGGUACUAGGGGUGCACAGACAAGCAACAAGACUUCCCUUCAGUGUAAGAUGACAAAGCACAUUUGCCUUACAUGCUAGACAGCAGAACAUCCCACAAAUUCUAUUUAAAAAUUUGAAAUAUAAGGUCCGCUACAUACAUAAGACUGGCUGUGACUAUUAUAUACUCAAAAGCUACUGUAAUAGCAGCAGGAGACAUUUAGUAUGCCGUAAUAAAUCCUAACAGAGCAAAGUGGUUACAAUGGUGUAAAUGCUCGAUUCUAUCAACCGCUGAAACAGUGGGUAAUAAAAUUAUUCAAAGUCUUGAGUAUGCUAAUACUGUGUCCCUUUCACAUUCACCUUAUAUGCCUUAUAACUGCUACUCAGAUGGAGAGCUCUUUUAAAGCUAAUAUCUUUGCUUAUUAAUAUGUGUAUUUUUUGUUUACUCAGUGAUCUGAGACGUUUCAUGUAAUUUUAAUAAAAUAUUUUUCUUGCCAAUUUU
Molecule: messenger RNA, 2982 nt
Organism: Paramormyrops kingsleyae
Lineage: Eukaryota; Metazoa; Chordata; Actinopteri; Osteoglossiformes; Mormyridae
Gene: sspn
Product: sarcospan (Kras oncogene-associated gene)
Cellular component (GO): sarcolemma; dystrophin-associated glycoprotein complex
Source: RefSeq, a predicted model, not a curated record